Photinus pyralis (common eastern firefly) is the source of this 1059-nucleotide messenger RNA. It is a transcript of the gene TfIIFbeta, whose product is annotated as general transcription factor IIF subunit 2. The record is from RefSeq and is a predicted model, not a curated record. Lineage: Eukaryota; Metazoa; Arthropoda; Insecta; Coleoptera; Lampyridae. Gene Ontology annotation, cellular component: transcription factor TFIIF complex. The transcript is spliced from 4 exons. Gene Ontology annotation, biological process: transcription by RNA polymerase II; transcription initiation at RNA polymerase II promoter. Bases 80 to 880 code for a protein of 266 amino acids.
GCUUAAUUUUCCUGACAUUUGCGCUUUUCACAUUUGCGUUGUUUGUUGAAUUUCCUUCGGAGUUAAAACGGUUAAGAAAAUGACGACUACUAGUCAUAUCGAUAGAGAUUUAGAUCUCUCAAACGCUAAUCGUGGAGUAUGGCUAGUGAAGGUGCCAAAAUAUAUCGCGAACAGAUGGGAGAAGGCUUCUGGCGACAUAGAAGUAGGCAAGCUAAAGAUUUCUAGGACACCGGGACAAAAAGCCCAAGUGUCAUUAACAUUAUCACCAGCUGUGUUGAAUUUAGGGGAUGCUCGCGAGGAGGACAUUCCCAAAGAUCAUAGAUUAGAUGUGUCGACAGUGACGCAACAAACUCUGGGGGUAUUCUCACAUAUGACACCUGUGAAUACCGAUUCUGUUGUUCCUGAAACGGAAAAAUUGUUUAUGGAAGGGCGUAUUGUCCAGAAAUUAGAGUGUCGGCCGUACGCCGAUAAUUGCUACAUGAAGUUAAAGUUAGAGUCAAUUAGGAAGGCUUCUGUACCAGUUAGACAAGUUAAACAACUUGACAGAAUUGUGCAAAAUUAUAAACCCGUAUCAGAUCAUAAAAAUAACAUUGAAUACACAGAACGAAAGAAAGCCGAAGGCAAGAAGGCUAGGGAUAAUAAGGAAGCCGUUUUGGAAAUGCUGUUCGCUGCUUUCGAAAAGCAUCAGUAUUACAAUAUUAAGGAUCUAGUCAAAAUUACCAAACAACCCAUUAUUUACUUGAAAGAGAUUUUAAAUGAAGUCUGCAAUUAUAAUUCAAAAAAUCCCCAUAAAAAUAUGUGGGAAUUAAAACCUGAAUAUCGACAUUAUAAAGAGCAACAAAUUGAAAUGAAAAAGGAAGAAUCUGAAGAUGACGAAUGAGCUAUUUUUUUUAAAUUAUUUGUUAAUUGAAGUUUGUGUCUAAUGUUUUAAAGUAUCUACAUUUAGGUAAUUAGUUAACUAUAAAUGUUCUAAGUCCAAUCAAAUUUGUUACUUUACAUUGUAGAAGCUUGUAUGCAUGACAAGUUUUGAAUUCUAUAAAGAAUUUUCUAUUUGUUUAA